Adineta ricciae is the source of this 318-nucleotide messenger RNA. The record is from the annotation of a GenBank genome assembly. Lineage: Eukaryota; Metazoa; Rotifera; Eurotatoria; Adinetida; Adinetidae.
AUGACAUCGACUUCAGAAAGAAUCACAGAGAAUUACCAAGGCUUCAUCAGCCCCAAAACGGUUGCAAAUCAUGAGCAACUUCUCAUGGACAUGUCAUUGCAUGGAACCAUUCAACCAGCUCGACGUUUUGCUCUUAAAUAUCGUGUAUUACCAUGCACCAUGGUCAGCAAUGCGUAUUCUACUCAAAUUGACGAUAAUACCGUUGUAUACACUUUUCAUACACCCAGUGUAGUCAAGUAUUUACUCGAUCAAUAUCAAAUUCACAAUAUAUGUACGAACGAAAAAUCUCUUUUUAUUCUGAUCUAUACCUUGAUUUGA